GAUUUCAGCUUUGCCUUUUGUCCCUCGCCUCUUUCUCUUUCUCUCUCGUUCUCCGUCUGUCGCUCUCUCCCUGUUUGGAAGCUUCUUCAGAUCUCUGUUUUUCUCUUUCUCGGUCGCGCGAUCACCAGACCACUAAUAAGCAGAGAUGGCGAAGCAGGAAGCUAGUCCUGCCCCGAGUGCCGAGGUUGUUGGCCAUGCUUUUGUAGAGCAAUACUAUCACAUUCUUCAUCAAUCUCCUGGGUUGGUUCAUCGGUUUUAUCAGGAUUCGAGUUUGCUAAGUCGGGCUGAUGCUGCAGGCACUAUGUCCACCGUGACAACUAUGCAAGCAAUCAAUGAUAAGAUUCUGUCUUUGAACUAUGAAGACUACACUGCUGAGAUAGAAACAGCAGAUGCUCAGGAAUCUUUUGAGAAAGGUGUUAUUGUGUUGGUGACGGGAAGCUUAACCGGAAAGGACAAUGUGAGGAAGAAGUUCACUCAAACGUUUUUUCUGGCUCCACAAGACAAAGGGUUCUUUGUCUUAAAUGAUGUUUUCAGAUUCCUCGAGGAGAAAGAGCUGACACAGACUCGUUCUGUCACCAUCAAUGGAAUCAGCGAGAAUGUUCAGGCUGUUGAACAAGAACAUGUUACUGAUAGUCACGAGCCAGAGCCAGAGCCAGUUGCCUCCAUCGAGGAAGAAGAUCUUGAUAACGUGGCUGAGGUGUAUGACCCAUCUGAUAAAGAUGAAGGAUCGGUAGUUGACGACGAGAUUGUUGAACCCCCGAUUCAACCUACUCACACUGAAAUUCUUUCCACUGAUGAUGCGGCAUCUUUGUCACAGGAGGAUGCUCCUAAGCAAUCGUAUGCUUCAAUCCUCAAACUGAUGAAAAGUGGUCCAACCACAACCCAUGUUGCUACAAAUAAGACAAGGGCAGGUCCUGUGUCCACCAACCAGAAGCAAACUGUUCCUCGCGUCAAGCCUGUAGCAACACCCGAGGCUUCUGCUCCGAGUAAUGAGAAUGCUCCAGAUAGUAGCAAUGUUAAUGGCGAAGACGAUGGUCACUCGAUCUAUGUCCGGAAUUUGCCAUUUGAUGCCACCCCUACACAACUCGAAGAGGUGUUCAAGAAGUUUGGAGCUAUCAAGGAUGACGGGAUUCAAGUGAGAAGCAACAAGCAAGGUUUCUGUUUUGGUUUCGUGGAAUUCGAGACAUCUAGCGGCAAGCAGGCUGCACUCGAGGCAUCGCCAGUUAUGAUUGGGGACCGUCAAGCUGUUAUAGAGGAGAAGAAGACAAACACUCAAGUUGGCAGCAACACCGGUAGGGGGAGGUAUUCAUCUGGAAGAGGAAGCUUCCGGAACGAAAGUUUCAGAGGUGGUCGUGGUGGAGGAGGCGGCGGAAGAGGAGGAUACGGAAGAGGUGAGUUCAGAAGCCAAGGCGAGUUCUCGGGCCGACCCAAGGGGUCAAUCCCGAGGAACGGAGGAGAGGGUUACCAAAGGGUUCAUCAAAACGAGCCCGGAAGAGGAGGGCGAGGCGGCCACCGCGGUGGCGGCGGCUCGUCUUGACGGUUCGAGAUGACGUCAUGGUAACGUUUUUGGAUUAGAGAGGGUGUGCCAAAACACCGUAAAUUCUUGAUAUUUUUUUUCUUGUGUCUGUGGCUUGAGUUCCAUCUGGUAAGGUAAACGCUUGAAUUUUCCCGGUUUAGUUUUUUUUUUCCUGGUUCGCAUUUGUUUGUAUUUUUUUGUCCUUCAUCGAUGUUAUGUACUUCAUAAAGAUUCAAUUUCACGAGAGAUCCAUGAUAAAGUUUUCUU
Molecule: messenger RNA, 1783 nt
Organism: Tarenaya hassleriana
Lineage: Eukaryota; Viridiplantae; Streptophyta; Magnoliopsida; Brassicales; Cleomaceae
Product: ras GTPase-activating protein-binding protein 2-like
Exons: 9
Coding region: 146-1537 (463 amino acids)
Cellular component (GO): cytosol; ribonucleoprotein complex
Molecular function (GO): mRNA binding
Source: RefSeq, a predicted model, not a curated record